AUGCAGAAGAAUCAAAGAAAACUUGAAGAUGGAGAGACGAGGAUGAAUCGAUUCGAAUCACAGAGAACACUCACUGAGGUGACGAGCAUUUCUUCGAGUUCUCUUAAAAGAAAAUGGAUUUUUUUCGAACAUAUUAAACGCUUUCUUUGGUUUAGAAAUAGUGUCGAUGACGAAAUACAAAGCAAGAUUUUUGAGGAAAACGAAGAAAAAAUCGAGGCGAUCUCGUUGAAAGCAUUGCUGACCUACACAAGCCUCAAGGAUCGCGUCUGUUUACUGAUAGGCACAUUGUUGGCGUUUUUUGUUGGCGCUCUUCAGCCGACAGUCACUUUGCUUGGUGGACUUCUCGAGAAUAUCCUCAUAAAGCAUAAAACGCCAAUCGGUGAGGUAAAGUUUCGCCAUGAUAGCUAUGUGAUCAUUUAUUGGUAUAUCGCUUUCGGCGUUUUCACCUCACUCCUUUCACUGGUACAGGUAAUUGUGAUGGAAUCUGCGUGUACGGGAGUGGUUUCACGAAUGAGAACCGCUUUUCUGAAUUCAGUGCUUCGACAAGACGCCACUUGGCUUGAUAAGUCCGAUUCAGGAGCAUUAUCUUCAAAACUGGCUGACAACGUGGAGAAAGUGCGAGAGGGAAUUGGUGAAAAGUGGGCGUUAGUGGUGCGCGGAUUCGCGAUGUUCAUCUCAUCUUGUGCCAUUUCGUUUUUCUUCGAUUGGAGAACCACUCUAAUAAUGAUUGGUCUUGUGCCCGUCGCCACAAUCACAAUGUUUCUUUCAGCUAAGGUGGCUGAGGGGCCAGCUCUUCGCCAAAUGAACAUCAACGCCGAAGCUGAUGGAGUGGCUGAGGAGGCAAUCUCGGCAUGGAAAACCGUUGCCGCUUCAAAUGCUCAAUAUUUCUUUGUUCAGAAGUACACGAAAUUUCUAUCGAAAUGUAUGGAAUUUACAAGAAAAGUGAAUUUCAUUAAUGGUUUCCUUGAAGGUCUCAUGUUUGUCGAGCUCUACUUUUUUAUGGCAGGCGGAUUUUUGUACGCAACAAUCUCGUAUUUUACGGGUAGAAUUCCGGAGCCGGGUCAUGUGUUCAUUGUGGUGAACACAGUUGCAUUUGGUGCUUAUUUUGUGUCGAUUUUGGCACCGCAUUUGCACAGUCUUGUGAGAGCACGAAUUGCCGCUGCACUCAUUCAUCAGAUUGCUCAACGAAAGCCUCUUCACGAUCCCGAUGCUGGUGACCAAAUGAACGAGUUGAAAGGGAAAAUCGAAUUUGUUGAUGUCACUUUUCAAUAUGCAACAAGAAACGAACAAGUGCUAAAAGGAGUUUCUCUUUGUGUGGAAGCCGGUCAAAAUGUUGCUUUUGUGGGCGCGAGUGGAUGCGGGAAAAGUACAGCAAUUGGCCUUAUUUCAGCUCUAUAUUCACCGAUAUCGGGAAAAGUUCGAAUCGAUGAUAAAAAGAUUUCAAUGCUUAGCGCUCAAAGCUUAAGAGAGCAUAUCGGCAUUGUGCCUCAAGAACCACCGCUUUUCACUGGAUCCAUCUUUCAAAAUGUGGCUCUUGGGAAAGAGGUAUCUCUUGAACAAGUUAGCGAAGUUUGUAAAAUCGCCUCAGCUCACGAGUUCAUCUUAAAGUUGGACAAGGGUUACGAUACAAUAGUUGGCUAUGGAGGAAUGGCACUAUCAGGAGGACAAAAACAAAGAAUCGGAAUUGCGAGAGCGCUUUUGGGAAAACCGAAAAUCUUACUAUUAGAUGAAGCCACCUCAGCCCUUGACACAAACAGUGAGGCUGCUGUUCAGAAAGCACUAGAUCGAACUAAACGCACCCGGACAACCAUCUCGAUCGCUCACCGUCUCAGCUCAAUCCGAGAUUCCGAUGUGAUUUUCGUUUUUGACAAAGGAAAUAUCGUUGAAAAAGGAACACAUUCGGAACUCCUAGAACUAGAUGGAGUUUAUGCGGGAUUGGCAAAAGCUCAACAAUUGAGUCAAGAAACGACAACGAGUGAUGCGAUCAAAACAAACUUGAAAGGGAAAGGGAAAAAGACUUUCAAGGCUGUUGCUAAAGCUUACACAAAUGUUCUACAUUUUACAAAAACCAGCAAGCAAGCUGAAAAAACGAUUGAAGGAGAGGAUUUGAUUGAAAAAGCUUUGAUGAUUCCUCGAAAGCGAUCACUCGAACCGGGUCUUCGAUCAAGUUUCCGAGGUGCUGCUCACCUUGGACGAGUCAUCUCCAAUUCUGUCACCACUUCUGAUAUCGCUUCCUCUAUCGAUUACAUCAACAAAAUUGGACGAGAGGAUAAACAAAAAUCUUGGUCGUUUCUCAUUCAAUUUUACAAAGAUUCUCUAAAGAAUCAUGCAUUUUCAAUCAUUUUAGCCCAGGUAAUCUCAUUGAUUCGCGGCAUUGAGCUUCCAAUGUAUUGCUAUUUUCAAGUCCUCAUUUAUAAUGCGCUUGAUUCCACUAAAGAUACUUAUCAAACACCAUUGAUAAAGGGAGUUAUCUUGUUCGCGUCACUCGGAAUCUUCUGUCUUUUUGUGAUCACGCUGGCUCAUGUUCUUUCUGGACAAAGUGCUGACAUUUGUGUGAAUGAGUUGAGGGAGAGAGUGCUAGAAAAGAUUCUACUUCGAGAUGGGUAUUGCUUUGAGGGACAAAAUUCUCCAUCAAACACAAUAGUCACUCUUUCACAGCAACCCGAUAAUUGUAAAGCGGCGUUAGACAGUCGUUUCUGUGUGUUCUCUAGUGAUUUCUCGGCACUUCUUGUUUGCCUUGGCUUAACGUUUUCAUUUUGUUGGCAAAUGGGCUUUCUAUCGAUUGGAAUUUGCUUUAUACUCACCAUUUCUUUAUUCGGUUUAACUUUUGCAGUAGAGAAAGCGAUGAAAAAGAGAAUGAUCACAGAUACAACUGCACAGCUCUCUUUGGAAGUGAUCAUCUACGCAAGGAGCAUUCAAAUUUUAGGUGCAAAGAGAUUUUUCCUUGAUAAAUUUGAGAAAACGCAAAAAAGCAUCAAGAAACUUGAUGAAAAGGUGUCGAUUCUCAAAGCUUCGACUCAAGCUCUCACCCAAGGAUUUGUCUUCUUUUGUGAGGCUGCAGCUUUUGCUCUUGGAAUUCAUCUCGUUUAUAUUGGAGACGCUAAAUCUAAUGACGUUUUACUAGCUUCAAUGUGUGUCUCGUUUGCUGGAUGGGCUUUAUUUUUCAUGCAACCAUCAUUCAACGAUGUCUCCCGUGCCGCUUCAGCUUCAGCAGCUCUUUAUCGGCUUCUUCAAGGAAAAAUAACAGAACUUGACAAUGGAAAUAAACCGAAUCUGGAUGGAAGUGUUGAGGCCGUCGACGUUACCUUUACUUAUCCAUCACGACCAGAUCAUAAAGUUGCUUCAAAGUUGAGCCUUGCAGCGAAAGCGGGUGAAACGAUCGCUUUAGUGGGCGAAAGUGGAUGUGGAAAGAGUACACUCAUUCAACUCAUCGAAAGAUUCUAUUCACCAUCCAGCGGACAAUUGAAAAUCGGUGGUUAUAAAAUAAAAGAUCUCUCGCUGAAGCAUUUGCGCAAUCACAUCGCCUUAGUUGGACAAGAGCCUGUGCUCUUUAAAGGAACAAUCCUGGAAAAUAUUACUUUGGGAAUUGAGGGAAAAGUCGAUAUGGAAAGAGUGAGAAAAGUGGCAAAAGAUGCGCAUUGUGCUGAUUUUAUCGAAGCUUUGCCAUUGGGUUACCAGACAGAGAUUGGUGAUCGAGGAAAGGGGCUUUCUGGGGGACAAAAACAGCGGAUAGCUAUUGCUCGUGCAUUGAUCAGAGAUCCUAAAAUUCUAUUACUGGACGAGGCGACAAGCGCUCUCGACACGCAAAGCGAACAAAUGGUUCAAUCAGCUUUGGCUUUGGCAUCAAAACACCGCACAACAAUCUCAAUCGCUCACCGACUAUCAACUAUACAAUCUUGUGAUAAAAUCUACUAUAUUGAUGACGGUCGAGUGAUGGAAAGCGGGACACAUGAAGAGCUUUUCUCUAAAAAUGGCUUCUACGCAAAACUCGUUCGUAUGCAAGCAUUGUCUACU
Molecule: messenger RNA, 4014 nt
Organism: Mesorhabditis belari
Lineage: Eukaryota; Metazoa; Nematoda; Chromadorea; Rhabditida; Rhabditidae
Source: the annotation of a GenBank genome assembly